Molecule: messenger RNA, 3689 nt
Organism: Otolemur garnettii (small-eared galago)
Lineage: Eukaryota; Metazoa; Chordata; Mammalia; Primates; Galagidae
Gene: INSIG2
Product: insulin induced gene 2
Exons: 5
Coding region: 1364-1981 (205 amino acids)
Biological process (GO): SREBP-SCAP complex retention in endoplasmic reticulum; cellular response to insulin stimulus; cholesterol biosynthetic process
Cellular component (GO): SREBP-SCAP-Insig complex; endoplasmic reticulum
Source: RefSeq, a predicted model, not a curated record
GAAGUCAAUGAGCUUAGAGUCUUUGAGCCAGUGAGUGGUAGGAGUGGGCUCAAAUGUCACAUGCUGGGGAAGGGGAAAGAGGGAACUACUUGUACUUCCCCUGCUCAGGAUGCCUCUUUUCAAGCCUCUAGACAGGUGGCAGAGUGGGAGGGAAUUCACUGGCAUGCAUUUUGUGUUUUGGGUCAGGGCAGUAGAACCUAACUUAGGUUUCAUCGUAUCUCCAUUAUGGAGAGAAAGGGGCUGCAUCUGCCGCCUGAUGCUUCUGCCUGUGUAAUAUGGGCACUUUUACCACAAACUUGUAUUUUAUGAAGGAAAAUUUCAGAUGCUAACAUAUACUACAGUUCAGCCACUUUGUCUCUACUUUCCUUCUCAUUCUCAGCCACUAGGUUCAUCACACAAACUUCAUAGCUUUUCUUUUGGGGAUUUGUAUUCACAUUUCUCGCUGAAGUAUUUCUUCUGCAAGCAGUGUGUACCAUAAGGAAGUAGAGCGGCAUUAGGAAAUCUAGAUUCCAGUUAACUUUGCUACCAAUUUUGUUGGGUAAGUCAUGCGUUCAGUAGAUGAGAGUGAAGAUAGCAGAUUUGUAAGAGUUGCCUAAGUUAGAAAAUGGAUUCUCGCGUGAUCUUUGCUACUCCACGCCCCUCAUCAUCAUUUUAGGGAAACUAUCAAGGGAAAAAAAGUUAAUGAUGUAAGAAACAGUGGGUAUGAGUUUGGGUGUGUAUGUAGUGUGUGUAUAUUCUGUGUGUAUGUGUUAGUAUGCACUUUCAAAACCUUUCUAUGUUCUGAACCAUCUUAAAUCAGAAAAAAACUGAUAAUUGUCCUGUGAUUUUCCUCUCAGACCCAUGUUCGUAGACUGAGCAAGUCCCCUUUGGAGGGCUCUGGAACCCGCACUUCCUGUGUGUAAACCAAAGGACUCCUGGGUAUUUGCUGCCUUUUCCUAGAGCACAGUCCUGGAAAGUCUGCCAUUGGUGCUUCUGGGGGGACGAUUAGUCAAGAACGCUAGUAAACUUCUUUUGGUCUCAUUUUCCUUUUCUUAAUUUCCUGUUUUUAGUUUGAUAAUGCUGAUGUUAUAAGGCAACAAUUCACUGGAUUUGGAAUUGGAAAUCCCUUGAGCAUUAUUGGGGGCCACAAAGGAAUCGAAAGAAUAAACAGAAAAAAGACAAGCUAUGUGGGUAAAGUCAGUAAAGAAUUUGCCUCAAAAAUCCCAGCUAGCCAGGUUAUAUCCAAAGCUGUGAAAUUAAUAUCUAAUUUGAAAAGAAAUCUUUCCUGUUGAGCUGUUCAGUCAGUUACUGCGUUCACUCUCAGAGAGCCCUGUAAGCGUGCUGCCUUUCUCUCAUCUUCCCACAGCCAGUUUCCGAAUUCUGCAUGUUUCCUCUGUCUCUUUCUUGGUCCAGGCCCUGGAGCAUGGUGCUUGCAGUCUUUAGACUUUCUCUUUCUGCCUCUAAUUUUGUACACACACCAUCCCACCCCUUUGUGUUGCAUACUCACUGCUUCUCUCACUGGUACAAAGGAGAAGAUACUGUGUUCCAGAUUGCCCAGUGUCUUCAGGCUGUGAUUGGGUUAUUAUACCCCUGCAUUGACAGGCAUCUAGGAGAACCACAUAAAUUUAAAAGAGAGUGGUCCAGCGUAAUGCGGUGUGUAGCCGUCUUUGUUGGUAUAAAUCAUGCCAGUGCUAAAGUGGAUUUUGAUAACAACAUACAGUUGUCUCUUACCCUGGCUGCACUCUCCAUUGGACUGUGGUGGACUUUUGAUAGAUCUAGAAGUGGUUUUGGCCUUGGAGUAGGAAUUGCUUUCUUGGCAACUGUGGUCACUCAACUGCUAGUCUAUAACGGUGUUUAUCAAUAUACAUCUCCAGAUUUUCUCUAUGUUCGUUCUUGGUUACCGUGUAUAUUUUUUGCUGGCGGCAUAACAAUGGGAAACAUUGGUCGACAACUGGCAAUGUAUGAAUGUAAAGUUAUUGCAGAAAAAUCUCAUCAGGAAUGAAGAAGGCAAAAAGUAUCUUUUGAACAGAGUAACAAGAUGAAAAAGACAUGUAAAUGAUAGAUAUACCAACAGAACUUUGGACUGUAAAAUUGCCAGGAUGCAGUUUUUCUCCUUGAUUGGUGUGUAUAUGUAUGUAUACACACGCAUAUAUAUAUUACUGCAAUCUGUGAUUGCUUCAUCUGUAAAUCAGUUAUAAACCUUUAUGUAUUUGACUUAAAUAACUGUAAGAUAUAUAUGCACUACAUUAAAAAGUUGAUUAAUAGAUGAAAUUUUUAAAUUAAUUUUUUAAACAUACCAUUCAUUGUAUCUCAAUAUUGAUGUGCCAAAAUAUGCUGUUACUGUCAUGCAGAGUAUAAGAAUGCUUUGAACAAUUUAUAAACUUAGUGAAAUAAGAGGAAAGCCAAAAAGCCAAAAAAAAAAAAAAAAAAGCAAAUGAGAAGCUGGUAUUUUCUCUUUUACUUGCUGUUGUGCCUUUUAUUUUUCUAAUCGCAGCAGUAUGAGUUAUGAGUGUCCUAAGGUGUGGUUAGUUUCUAUUUUACUGUGGUUUCAUGGAGUUUUGAGUAUGUAACAUGGUAAAAAAUGAACUACUGUACAAUGAUUUCAAACCUGCAUUACUGGAGAGAGCCUAAAGAGUAUUGUUUUUGCUUGUUUUAUAUUUUAUUGGAAGUAUAUGUGAUGAGCAGGAGAGGUUAUCCGCGUUAAAUUGUUUAGAGUCUAAAUAUGGAAGAGUCUAUAUAAGUAAAAGUAAGGACCACUAGGAAAUUUAACUGGAAUAAAUAUAUGUUUUGGAAAUACAAAGUGAACCUCCUAUAGUGCCAUAAAGUGUAAAGUGAUAUUAGCUGUCAUUUGCAAUGCAGGAUCUCACUACUUGUGCACAUGGAACAUAUAAGAAACUAACUGAUCAAAAUGAAAUUUUUAAUUUUGCUGGGUUUUAGAAAGCAAACCACUUUAGCUGGGCUCAUAUGACUGAUUGUGAAUGGAAUGUCUGGAUUUUCAACCUUAUCAUGUGUGGUCUGAGGAAUGGAUGGGUACAGAACUUCUUGUGUGUCCAUAUGACCAUAGUGAGUAGUUCAAGACUAUUUAUGAAUGACUUGUGAUGGCAUUCUGUGCAUGUUAAAGAUCUUGCAAAUGGUUUGGGACAUAUUUUUUCCAAUAACUAGCUUCAUUCAAAUAUGGCUUAAAUAUAUUCUUAGAUAACUUUUUUUCCCUCAAGUUUUGCUUUUGAUGACAAUUAUCUGAUACAUCAGGGGAAAAUCUUCUGACUACUCUAAGGGUGUGUGUGUGCGUGCAUGCACGUGUGUGUUGGAGUGAGUGAGAGAGAGGAUGUGUAUGUGCAUGGGCCUAUGCUUUCCUAGAAUGUCACGUAGAUAUUUAAAAUUUUUGGUUUUAAAUGGUUGCUGUCAGACUGAGUCUUAUAUGCCAAACUUUAAUCUGCUUUUAUGUUUUCAGGCUGAAAAUAUGAAAAUCCUAAGAGGAUUUCAUAUGGAAUAUAUAUACACAACCUUAACUAUCGUGGUGGAAAACAUACUGCUGUAAUUUAUUAUUCUAUCUUCCAGAUAAUGGUAUUCAUUUAGAACAAAAUAAGGUAUAUUUUUAGAAUCAACUUUGUAAGCAUUAUAAAAUCUUUAAUAAGUCAUAAGGUCUAUAAUGUGUUUGCUUUAAAAAUUGCUGUUAAAAGCAAGAUGUAUUAAAUACAUAAUUAUACUCU